AUGACCCAUCAGAACGUGGACUCUCCUUCACAGGUAUGGGACAAACUAUCGAAGCUUCUCCCUACUCGCGAAGUCGAUAGUGAAUUUUGGUGGCAGCUCACGGGACGGCACCUUGCCAUACUGGUUGAUGCUGCUGGUUAUUCGUUGGAGAGGCAGUAUGAAGCCUUGUUGUUCCAUUACCACUGGGCCGUGUCCCAUAUGGGCCGGAAACCCUCACCUUCAGGCGAGCUGCAAUACAAAUCAGCUAUCACGAUAGAAGGUUCUCCAAUAGAAUACUCGUGGAAAUGGAACAAGCGGUCACCCACCAGCCAACCGGACAUCCGCUAUUCCCUUGAGCCCAUCGGCCCCGUCUCUGGGACAACACAAGACCCAGAGAACCGGCAGGCCGGGACCAAGCUUGCCCGUCGCCUCGCAGCAGCGUUUCAGGCUGACCUGACCUGGACGGACCACUUCCUUUCCACCUUGUUCGACCAAGGCCAGCACCAGAGGGCAUUGGAGUUGGCUGAGGCUGGCACGCCAACCGGAACCACGUUUGCCGUGGCAGCUGAGUUCGUUCCCAGCGGCCUGGGUUUUAAAACAUACUGUGCGCCACGUGCCGUGACUCCGCCGUUUCUACCUCAUAUAGAACUGUUUACGCCCUCUUUGAGACAACUACAUCCCACAAGCCCUGCCCGAGACGCUCUCCUGGACUUUCUAUCUUCAGGACCAGAGGGGCAGGCGCUGAUGCCCCUCAUGGUCGCUGUUGAUGCCGUAUCAUCAGCCAAGUCACGGUUGAAAUGGUACUUUAUGACGCCACACACCAGCUUCGCGUCGGCACGCGACAUCAUCACCCUGGGCGGGCGGCGGCCCAACAUGGACAAGACGGUAGAGGAGGUACGCACUUUGAUUCAUGCGGCCGUGGGGCUGCCUGCCGGUUUCUCAGACAACGAAGAGCUUCCCAGCGCCCCGCGGCACGACCCAGCCUCUGACAAGUAUGCCGGGGAGGCACCGAAUUCACCGCCAGGACUGAUCUAUUAUUUCGACAUCCAGCCUGACAAACCGCUGCCGGAGGUGAAGCUGUAUGUGCCCGUGUGGCGGUACGCAAGCGAUGACCUCAGCGUCGCCCGCCGCACCGUAGAGUGGAUGAAAGAGCGAGGACGGGGUUCGUAUGCAGACCGGUUCCUAGGCAUGCUGGAGAGGUUGGCCGAUCACAGGGCCCUGUCAGAUGGUUCCGGCCUGCAAGCGUCUGUGAGCUGUGUUUGCAACGAGGGAGACGAACUUGACGUUACAACAUAUCUCACACCCGAGGCAAAGCAUGCAAAGCGUUGGGCAAACGGAUCGAGCAAUUGA
Cryphonectria parasitica EP155 is the source of this 1329-nucleotide messenger RNA. Its product is annotated as dimethylallyl tryptophan synthase GliD1. Gene Ontology annotation, molecular function: prenyltransferase activity. Gene Ontology annotation, biological process: alkaloid metabolic process. The transcript is spliced from 2 exons. The coding region runs from base 1 to 1329 and encodes 442 amino acids. The record is from RefSeq and is a predicted model, not a curated record. NCBI's taxonomy places the organism in Eukaryota, Fungi, Ascomycota, Sordariomycetes, Diaporthales, Cryphonectriaceae.